AUGGGAGCUCGACAUAGAAAAAGGCGUGCAGAGAAGUCAAAAAAUGCUCAACAAUCCACUACUGAUGAGUCAAAUGUCAUGGAUGAUGCGAAGACAGUGACUGUCGCAGUUCACCAACUCUUCGAGCGAUAUGCAAACAAACCAGCUGAUAACCUUGGACCAGACAGGAUUGGACCACAUGGGGUCUUUGCAUUACUGGAGGAUCUCGGACUUGCGCCAACCGAUCGUAAAGUGUUGAUCCUUGCCUGGCUUUUGAAAGCAAAGAUUCAAUGCGAAUUUACGGCCGAUGAAUGGAAUGAUGGCCUGGUAGCUCUGCGGGUGGUGUCAAUUGAUGAUCUCCGUAUGGUUCUUGAAAAAGAAGAAAGGAUUUUGGAGAAAGAUACCUCUAAACUGAAGGCACUUUAUCGAUUCACUUACACUUUUGGAAAACCCGAACAUCAUCGGAAAAUGGAUUGCGAGACGGCGAUCGUUUAUUGGAAGAUUCUAUUUGAAGAUCGCUAUGCUUUGCUCGAUGUUUGGAUAUCAUUCUUGCGUGUUCAACAGAUUGACGCAAUCAAGAGCGAUAUCUGGAAUCUGGUGUUAGAAUUUUUCGAACAAGUUGACGCAAAUCUGUCAAACUACGAUGAUGAAGCAGCCUGGCCAGUGCUGUUGACCGACUUUGUUGAACAUAUACGCAAAGAGAAGUGUACCGUCGGAACUGCU
Molecule: messenger RNA, 702 nt
Organism: Mesorhabditis belari
Lineage: Eukaryota; Metazoa; Nematoda; Chromadorea; Rhabditida; Rhabditidae
Source: the annotation of a GenBank genome assembly